Molecule: messenger RNA, 1669 nt
Organism: Calypte anna (Anna's hummingbird)
Lineage: Eukaryota; Metazoa; Chordata; Aves; Apodiformes; Trochilidae
Gene: GLP2R
Product: glucagon like peptide 2 receptor
Exons: 13
Coding region: 1-1602 (533 amino acids)
Biological process (GO): adenylate cyclase-modulating G protein-coupled receptor signaling pathway; cell surface receptor signaling pathway
Cellular component (GO): plasma membrane
Molecular function (GO): peptide hormone binding; glucagon receptor activity
Source: RefSeq, a predicted model, not a curated record
AUGGGCAUGGUAAUGCUUUUUGGUCUCUGUUCCGGCAUGGGACUCUGGUCCAGAAUAUCUUCCAUACCUGCCAGCUCUGUCAUGAUAUUGUUUCUAGUGAAACAGGCCAAUGGAUCUCUGCUGGAAAAAACCACUACCAGAUGGAAUAAAUAUAAACAAGAAUGUUUGAAAAUGCUGCAGGAAUCAACUGUAGAUGGUGGAAUAUAUUGUAAUGGGACUUUUGAUCAAUUUGCUUGCUGGCCUUACUCACCCCCAGGAAAAGUCUCUGUUCCUUGUCCUUCUUAUUUGCCAUGGCUGGAAAAUGGAAGUGUAAGAAAUGUAUACAGAGUCUGCUUGGAUGAAGGGACUUGGCAAACAAAGGAGAACUCCACAGACAUUUGGCGUGAUAGUUCAGAAUGUUCUGAGAAAAAUAAUUUCAAAAAAAAUGAAGAAGAGCAUAAAUUGCUUUCUACAUUGCAGCUGUUAUACACUAUAGGAUAUUAUUUUUCUCUCAUCUCGCUUGUAUUAGCGCUCCUUAUACUUCUUUUACUCAGAAAACUUCACUGCACAAGGAACUACAUUCAUAUGAAUUUAUUUGCAUCUUUUAUCUUGCGUGCCACUGCAGUUCUUAUCAAAGACACUGUAUACUACAAUAUUUACUCCAAAAGACCAAAUGAUGAAACUGGAUGGAUAUUAUACCUCAGUCCUGAGAUUGUAAUCAUUUGCAGGACUGCACAGUUUUUAAUGCAUUACUUUGUUGGGGCAAAUUAUUUUUGGCUGUUAGUAGAAGGAAUUUAUCUGCAUACGUUAUUGAUAACUGUUGUACUCUCUGAAAGACGACUGCUACAGACAUAUAUUGUCAUAGGAUGGGUUGUUCCCAUUCUGUUUGUGGGCCCUUGGGGAAUAAGCAGAUCAAAACUGGAGAACACAGGGUGCUGGGGAACAAAUGAACACAUGGGAAUCUGGUGGAUCAUCCGAGGACCAAUGCUGUUUUCCAUUGUAGUUAACUUUGGUAUCUUCCUAAAAAUUCUCAGGAUGCUGAUUUCCAAACUAAAAGCUCAGCAAAUGAGCUUUCAUGACUACAAAUACAGAUUGGCAAGAUCUACACUUGUGCUGAUUCCAUUGUUGGGUAUCCAUGAGUUUGUAUUUACCUUCAUCACUGAUGAACAGGUGGAAGGACUUUCAAGACAUAUAAGACUUUUCAUUCAGCUGACAAUGAGCUCAUUUCAUGGUUUUUUUGUAGCAGUUCUAUACUGCUUUGCUAAUGGAGAGGUGAAAGCAGAGCUCCAGAAGCAGUGGUCCCGCUUCCUGCUGGCAGAUCCCUUUGGCUGUAAACUCUGUUUUCCUGGGGAAAACAUAAAAUACCUCCAGAAAUGUUCACAGAAACGAAGAAAACAUCACCACAGCAGCAAACACCACUUGUGCCUGGAGGCAAGUGAGCCCUGGGGUAUGCAGCUCCAACGGGUGCUUGUGAAGCAAAGGACAAGCCCAAGGACAAAUCUCAGCCCAGAGCCAGACUCUGCUCAUUCGUCUCAUCCACGGGCAAGCGUGUCAGACAGCAGUGAAGGAGAAGUCACCACUGGAGAGACAACCGAGGAAGUCUUUGAAGAAAGUGAGAUUUAGAAAGCUAUCCACUAGGACAGCAUCUUCCAACAGCCACAGUAUUUUGGAAGAUCUUUCACCUCCAGGC